This is a messenger RNA of Blepharisma stoltei, 1151 nucleotides long. The record is from the annotation of a GenBank genome assembly. NCBI's taxonomy places the organism in Eukaryota, Ciliophora, Heterotrichea, Heterotrichida, Blepharismidae.
AUGGAAAUCAAGUACAACAAAGAAAUAUGAUAUGUGAUAUCUGUUCUUGUCUUAAUAGCAGGUGUCAGUUCUACAAUGGUUAGUUUAUCUCCCAAAUUAUCAAAUAAAUAUGAAUCGCCUAUGAUCAUUAUCACAUUGACACUCUCAAUUAUCAACAUGCUAAUGAUAAUAAGAAUCGCUGUUAUAAAUCCCGGCACUCUAAUAAAAAUGACAAAUCCACCAGAAGAGCCUGUCCGGAUUAUAGAAGUUUUCGGAAACACUAUUUUACUGAAAACUUGUUCCACUUGUAAUAUUAUAAAACCGCCUAGAGCUCAUCACUGUAAGAUAUGUAAUGUCUGUAUUGAUCGUAGAGACCAUCACUGCCAUUGGGUUGCAAAUUGCAUUGGGCGUAACAACCAUAGGAUGUUUAUUUUUUUAUUAUUUUUUCUUGUUGUCCAGUGUGUAUUUACUAUUGGAAAUUCUAUAUAUAUGAUAGCAUGGAUUGUAACUGAUACAGGAUUAUAUAUUAUUGAAUCUGUUUUAAUUGCUAUUGGAGUUUUAUGUCUCUGGCAUAUAGGGGGAUUAUUAAUAUACCACACAUUUUUAAUUUUCACAAAUCAGACAACUUAUGAGCACAAAAAAACAGUUUUUCCAUCAGGAAAUCCAUUUUAUAAAAGCUUUUUUAAAAACUGUACACUCUUUUGGAAAAUGGUUCCUGAAGAAAAUAUAAAAGAACAAAAACCAGAAUCCCCUGCAGGCGAAACACAAACAAAUAAUAUUCCUUACUCCCCCCCCCCCCCUCCGUGAGCGAACAAAAAAAUUUUGUUCGCUCACGGAGGGGGGUUAAUUUUUUUUUUUUAAAAAAAAUUUAUAUAUAAAUUUUAUAAAAAAUAUUUUUUUUCGAAAUUUAAAAAAAUCCUAAUUUGCAAAAAUUGGGAAGCAAAUAUUAAUUUAAUUUGCAAAAUUUAUGUUUUAAAACGCAAUUUGUUUAAAAUUAAACAGAAUUAGCUCUAGAUUUCAUUAUACUAAUUAUCACUUAUAUAUCAAAAUUUUUUUCCAUUAAAUUUUUUCUAUUAAAAAAAUUUUUGUUCACUCACGGAGGGUGGGUUUUUGGUCAAAAAAUGGCGAUUUUUCUAAUGGUUUUGUUCGCUCACGGAGGGGGGGGGAGUUAG